AUGUAUGCAGGUGUCCAACCUGAGGCUGAAGGGAACUGGUUUACUGCUGGGAAUUCGGAUUUGAAGUCCAUGGUGACAAUCCCAGAUGGAGAGAUGCUGGCCUUGAAUAACAUGAUGACCAUCUCUCUGAACCCCCAAAUUUUGGCAAUGCAUGAACAAGAUAGGGAUGACUCAAGAGAACAGGUAACCACCCUAGGAAGAGAAAAAUUUAAUUCUGAGGCUUCCCGAAAGAGCUUCAGAUGUUUUCCAUACCCAGAAAAAGCUGGACCUCGUGAGGCUGUGAACCAGCUUUGGGAACUCUGCCUUCAGUGGCUGAGGCCAGAGAUCCACACAAAGGAACAGAUCCUGGAGCUGCUGGUGCUGGAGCAAUUCCUAACCAUCUUGCCCAGUGAGGUCAGGAUUUGGGUGAAGUCACAGCAUCCAGAGAACAUUGAGGAGGUGGUCACCCUGGUGGAGGAUUUGACCCAAAUGCUUGAGGAGGAAGUUCCAAGUUCCCAAGAUUUUCCUCUUCUCCAAGAAAGAAGCACAGAGAAGGAGGAAAUGUCUACUGUGUUACCAAUAGCCAGCUUUCAGGAAACCAUCACAUUCCAGGAUGUGGCUCCAGACUUCACUUGGGAAGAGUGGGCACAAUUGGACACUGUUCAGCAGGAUCUCUGUAGAGAUGUGCUGAUGGAGAACUAUAGAAACCUGGUCUUUAUUGGACUUUCAGUUUCCAAACCAGAUGUGAUCUCCCAGAUGGAACAUGGAGAAGUACCAUGGUUGCUGAAGAGUGGAGUCCCAAGGGGCAUCUGUCCAUAUUGGGACAUUGGACUUGAAGCAAAGGAGUUAAUUCCAAUGUGGGAAACUACCAUAAAGGAAUCUUCUCAGGAGACAAUAAUGGAAAGAACAAUGGGUCAUAGUUCCUGGGACUCUAGACUGGAAGAAGCUUUUAAAUGUUAUGGCUCACUAGUAAGGCAUCAGGGCCGCCAGGAAACACAUUUGAAGCAAGUAACAAUCACACAUGAAGAAACCUUAAGUAUGGAGAGAGGCUCUGAAAACAAUGAAUUUGGGGGAUGUUUCAGUCUAAGCUCAAUCCUAAUUACACAGCAGAGAGUUCCUAUAGUAAAUCAGUCAAUCAACAAUCAUUUAUUAGGUGCCUACUAUUUGCCAGGCACUGUGUUAGACACCAGUGAUACAAAUAGAGUAAAUGAGACAAUUCCUAGUUUUUAUAACUUUGACACACAUGGAAAGAGUUUCCAGAAUAAUUCAGAACUAAAUAAAUGCCAAAAAAUUUACACAGGGAAUUAUAGAUUGAUGUAUAAUGAAUUUGGGGAAGCCUUCAGUCAGAUUUCACAAUUUAACCUUCAUCAUGCUGGUCAUUCUGGAGAGAAACCCUAUAAAUGUAAUGAAUGUGGAAAAGCCUUCACCCAGAGGGCCUUCACCCAAAGGGCACAUCUUACUCAACAUCUGUUUACUCAUAAUGGAGAGAAACCUUUUAAGUGUUAUCAGUGUGGGAAAGCCUUCAUCCAAAUCUCACAGCUUAAUAUUCAUCAAAGAAUUCAUUCUGGUGUGAGAUCCUAUAUAUGUAAUGAUUGUGGAAAAGCCUUCACCCAGAGGACAAACCUUACUCAACACCAGAGAAUUCAUUCUGGAGAGAAACCUUUUAAAUGUAAUGAGUGUGGGAAAGCCUUUACCCAGAGGGCACACCUUACUCAACAUAUGUUUACUCACAGUGGAUCUAAACCUUUUAAGUGUACUGAAUGUGGAAAAGCAUAUAGCCAACUCUCACAGCUUAAUGUUCACCGAAGAAUUCAUUCUGGAGAGAAAUCUUAUAAGUGUAAUGAAUGUGGGAAAGUCUUUCCCAUGUGGGCAGAACUUACUCGACAUCUGAGAACUCAUUCUGGAGAGAAACCUUAUAAAUGUAAUGAAUGUGGGAAAGCCUUUACUCAGAGGGCAAGCCUUACUCAACAUCAUAGGAUUCAUUCUGGAGAGAAACCUUAUAAAUGUAAUGAAUGUGGGAAAGCUUUCACCAAGAGGGCACAUCUAACUCAACAUCAGUUUACUCAUAGUGGAGAGAAACCAUUUAAGUGCAAUGAAUGUGGGAAAGCCUAUGGCCAAUUUUCACAGCUUAAUAUUCACUUAAGAAUUCAUUCUGGAGAAAGAUCUUAUAAAUGUAAUGAAUGUGGGAAAGCCUUUACCCAAAGGGCAAGCCUUACUCAACAUCAGAGAAUUCAUUCUGGAGAAAAACCUUAUAAAUGUAAUGAAUGUGGGAAAGCUUUCACCCAAAGAGCACAUCUAACGCAACAUCAGUUUACUCACAAUGGAGAGAAACAUUUUAAGUGCAAUGAAUGUGGAAAAGCCUAUAGCCAGAUUUCACAGCUCAAUAUUCAUCGAAGAAUUCAUUCUGGAGAGAAAUCUUAUAAAUGUAGUGAAUGUGAGAAAAUUUUCCCCAAGUGGGCAGACCUUAAUCGGCAUCAGAGAAUUCAUUCUGGAGAAAAACCUUAUAAAUGUAAUGAAUGUGAGAAAGCCUUUACGCAAAGGGCACACCUCAGUCGACAUUUGCUUACUCAUAGUGGAGAGAAACCAUUUAAGUGCAAUGAAUGUGGAAAAGCCUUUACACAGAGGGCAUAUGCUAUUCAACAUCAGAGAAUUCACUUAGGAGAGAAGUGCCUUACACCUAGCAGGAGCUUAAUAAACGUUUGUGAAUUGAAGUGAAUUAAAAUUGAAAUGAAGUGAAUUAAAAUGUUUUCCUGAAA
Gracilinanus agilis (Agile Gracile Mouse Opossum) is the source of this 2735-nucleotide messenger RNA. RefSeq names its product zinc finger protein 2 homolog. The coding region runs from base 1 to 2694 and encodes 897 amino acids. Gene Ontology annotation, biological process: regulation of DNA-templated transcription. The record is from RefSeq and is a predicted model, not a curated record. Lineage: Eukaryota; Metazoa; Chordata; Mammalia; Didelphimorphia; Didelphidae. The transcript has 6 exons.